This is a messenger RNA of Gossypium raimondii (Peruvian cotton), 1341 nucleotides long. RefSeq lists its product as uncharacterized. The record is from RefSeq and is a predicted model, not a curated record. The transcript has 8 exons. Lineage: Eukaryota; Viridiplantae; Streptophyta; Magnoliopsida; Malvales; Malvaceae. The coding region runs from base 86 to 1099 and encodes 337 amino acids. Gene Ontology annotation, molecular function: S-adenosylmethionine-dependent methyltransferase activity.
CUAUCCAAAUUUUACUUCAACCACAUUUUCAGACUCAGUGAGCUGGCCUUUACUGUUUACAUUUCUAAUUUUCUAUCCACCUUUCAUGGCGAUUGCUCCACCUUCUCUUCACAAAUAUUUGUACGCGAAAUACCCUUGCGUUUCUCAUGAUUUCCGGUUUCGUCAUUCCCUCCGUUUCUCUUGUCGACCGUUCCGGUUCACUGCUAGGGCUAGCUCCACUGUCUCUUUGGAGACGGAUUUAAGCAUUCAGAAGAAUCAAACAGAGGAAACAGAUUUGUUUUCUUGCCCUGUGUGCUACGAACCACUUAUACGAAAAGGCCCGCCGGGUUUAAACUUGGCAGCUAUUUACCGGUCCGGAUUUAAGUGUAAACAAUGCGACAAAUCGUAUUCGAGUAAAGACACGUAUCUCGAUCUGACUGUUACUGCCGGAUUGAGAGACUACACUGAAGUCAAGCCAGCCGGGACCGAGCUAUUCCGGAGUCCUUUUGUAUCAUUUGUCUAUGAAAGAGGCUGGCGUCAAAAUUUCAACCGCCGUGGAUUUCCCGGGCCUGAUGAAGAGUUCAGAAUGGCUCAGGAGUACUUCAAACCUGUAGAAGGUGGCAUUUUAGUUGAUGUUAGCUGUGGAAGUGGUUUGUUUUCCCGGAAAUUCGUGAAAUCCGGAACUUAUUCUGGUGUUAUAGCACUCGAUUUUUCCGAAAACAUGCUCCGGCAAUGUAAUGAUUUCAUCGAGCAAGAUGCUUCUAUUUUGGCUAGCAAUAUCGCUCUUGUUAGGGCCGAUGUUUCCCGGCUUCCUUUCUCAUCGGGUUCCGUUGAUGCCGUACAUGCCGGUGCCGCCCUGCAUUGCUGGCCAUCGCCUUUGAAUGCCGUUGCCGAAAUUAGUCGUAUAUUGAGAAGUGGCGGAGUCUUUGUCGGAAGCACUUUUCUCCGUUAUACGUCGUCUACUCCCCGUAUAAUCCGACCUUUCCGAGAGAGGAUUCUGCAAAAUUACAGUUACCUUACGGAGGAAGAGAUCGAAGCCUUGUGUACAUCUUGCGGUCUUACCAACUAUACAAGAAAUAUUCAACAAUCUUUCAUCAUGUUUUCGGCUCAGAAGCCUUAAAGCAAGAUUCGGGUUCAGAUCAUUUUAGAUAUAUAUAUUUUCAAUGCACCUCCGAUCAUGAUCCGUAAUGAUUAGUUGCAUAACAUUAUUGAUUACACACACAUAAUUUAAAACUAUAUUCUAGUUCUCACAUCAACUCGAAUAAAUAGUUCAAGUUGAAUAAUUUAACUCUGGUUUAAAUUAAACAACUUAAAUUAUUCGAACAACUUAAUAUUUAUAUAUGGAAUUUCUAAGUUCAUUUA